Molecule: messenger RNA, 3989 nt
Organism: Psylliodes chrysocephalus
Lineage: Eukaryota; Metazoa; Arthropoda; Insecta; Coleoptera; Chrysomelidae
Source: the annotation of a GenBank genome assembly
GGCUGAUUUUGACAUGUAAAUGUCAAAUGAUAUCUGAAUUAAAAUUAAAACAUUAAAAAUAUAGAUAGAAUUUUAAAAAAAACCUUUAAAAUGAAUGAAUUAGAGAAGUUAGAAUAUCUCUCUUUGGUUUCCAAGGUUUGUACAGAAUUAGAUAAUCAUCUCGGAAUGAACGAUAAAGAUUUAGCUGAAUUCAUUAUACAUCUCUCUGAAAAGAACAAUACUUUAGAAACAUUCAAGAAGGCUCUCUUAGAAAAUGGAGCAGAGUUUUCAGACUCAUUUAUUUCUAACUUGCUGCGAAUUAUUCAACACAUGAAGCCAAAAAAGGCUGCCAACAAAGAAGAGGCUCUACAUAUUGAGAAAGAAGGACUAGCGUUUAAAUUUCCCGGUCUGGCAAUACCCAAUGAAGCCCAAAAGCCAUUAUUUUUGGAAGAGAAAGAUGAAAAACCUUUGGAAAAAGAAAAAGUUGAAGAAGUAGAUAUAGUAGCUGAUAUGAUGAAACAGUUUGAAGCCGAUGCUCCUUCUCAAAAGCAAACCACCACCAGAGACAGAUCUAGAAGCGCAAGUGUUGAAAGAAAACCAAAGAAAAGAUCCAGAAGCAGAUCUAGAACAAGAAGAAGGUCUAGAUCAAGGGAAGGAAACUCUAGAAGAGAUAAAACUGAUAAGAGGCAUCGAAGUAGGUCCAGAGAUGACCGUAAAAAACGUAGAAAAGAUAGAAGUAGUUCCAAAACUAGAGAGAGGAGUGGAUCAAGGGAUAGAAGAGAGUCAGGGAGAUCUAGAGAUACAGAUAAAAGGGAAAGAAAUAGAUCGAGAGAUAGGAGAGAUAGAAGUAGAUCAAGAGAUAGGAGAGAUAGAAGUAGAUCAAGAGAUAGGAGAGAUAGAAGUAAGUCUAGAGAUACAGAUAAAAGGGAGAGAAAUAGAUCAAGAGAUAGGAGAGAUAGAAGUAGAUCUAGAGAUAGAGGAAGAAGAGAUGGGAGUAGAUCUAGGACUAACAGAAGGGAAAGAAGUUCUGAGAAGAAAUUUAAAAGUGAAAAAGAUAAUCCUGAAUUUGAAGAAGAUCCUACUCCAGGAAAGAUUUAUAAUGGAAAAGUGUCGAAUAUCGUUCCAUUUGGAUGUUUUGUUCAGUUGGAAGGCUUGAAAAGAAGAUGGGAGGGUCUAGUUCAUAUUUCUCAACUGAGAGCUGAAGGCAGAGUCACAAAUGUUUCAGAAGUAGUCGCUAGAGGGGGCAAAGUAAAGGUAAAAGUAUUGACAAUAACAGGCCAAAAAGUUUCCCUUUCCAUGAAAGAUGUCUGCCAGAUGACAGGAAAAGAUUUGAACCCCCACUCCCAUGCACCUGACGAAAGAGAAGACAAAGACAGAAACCCUGACAGACCGAUGAACAAUAGCACAUCAGUUCUAAGACUGCCGGUCAGCAUAGAUGAAGGUGAAGAGGACUCUAGGAAGCGAGUAACAAGAAUUUCCAGCCCAGAAAGGUGGGAAAUCAAACAGAUGAUCUCAUCUGGAUGUAUAGAUAAAAGUGAGCUGCCUGAAUUUGAUGAAGAAACUGGUUUGCUGCCUAAAGAGGAAGAUGGAGAGGCUGAUAUUGAGAUUGAAUUGGUUGAAGAUGAACCUCCAUUUUUGCAAGGCCACGGUAGAGCCGUCCACGACCUUAGUCCAGUGAGGAUAGUCAAAAAUCCUGAUGGAUCUCUAGCCCAAGCCGCCAUGAUGCAAUCCGCUCUCGCCAAAGAACGCAGGGAACAAAAAAUGAUUCAAAGAGAACAAGAAGUCGAUUCACAACCAUCCGGUAAGAACAAAAAUUGGAUUGAUCCACUUCCCGAAGACGAAACCAGACUGAUGGCGAGGGGAAUAGGCCUGCAAAGCCAGGAUUUGCCCGAGUGGAAAAAGCACGUCAUUGGUGGUAAAAAGUCGUCUUUCGGCAAAAAAACCAAUCUGACGAUAAUCGAACAGCGCCAGUCUCUUCCUAUCUACAAGCUCAAAGAAGAAUUACGAAAAGCCGUUACGGACAAUCAAAUUUUGAUCGUGAUCGGCGAAACGGGUUCUGGUAAGACGACGCAGAUCACUCAGUAUUUGGCUGAAGCCGGUUUCACAGCCAGGGGAAAAAUAGGAUGUACUCAGCCAAGAAGAGUGGCCGCCAUGUCGGUGGCUAAGCGAGUAGCGGAGGAGUUUGGAUGUAGAUUGGGACAGGAAGUUGGAUAUACCAUCAGAUUCGAGGAUUGUACUAGCCCUGAGACGAUGAUCAAGUACAUGACAGAUGGUAUGUUGCUUAGAGAAUGUCUUAUGGACUUAGAUCUCAAAAAUUACUCGGUGAUUAUGUUGGACGAGGCUCACGAACGUACCAUCCACACCGACGUCCUAUUCGGUCUUCUGAAACAAGCUGUCUUGAAACGCGAAGAACUCAAAUUGAUCGUCACCUCGGCAACGCUGGACGCCGUCAAAUUCUCGCAGUACUUCUUCAAGGCGCCGAUAUUCACGAUACCCGGCAGAACGUUUCCGGUCGAAGUUUUGUACACCAAAGAACCGGAAACUGAUUAUUUGGACGCCAGCUUGAUCACCGUGAUGCAGAUACACCUGAGGGAACCGCCCGGCGAUAUUUUACUGUUUUUGACCGGGCAGGAGGAGAUCGAUACAGCCUGCGAGAUUCUGUAUGAAAGAAUGAAGAGUCUAGGUCCCGAUGUACCUGAACUAAUCAUCCUACCCGUGUAUUCCGCGUUACCAUCAGAAAUGCAAACUAGGAUAUUUGAACCGGCACCGCCGGGUAGCCGAAAGGUCGUUAUAGCUACAAAUAUUGCCGAAACGUCUCUAACAAUUGACGGGAUUUAUUAUGUCGUCGAUCCGGGAUUCGUCAAACAGAAAGUUUAUAAUUCCAAAACCGGAAUGGAUUCGCUCGUAGUUACACCCAUUUCGCAGGCGCAAGCGAAACAACGCGCAGGCCGUGCAGGUAGAACCGGUCCUGGAAAAUGCUACAGGCUGUACACCGAAAGGGCGUACCGCGACGAAAUGUUGCCGACGCCGGUGCCCGAAAUCCAACGUACAAAUUUAGCGACGACGGUGCUCCAGCUGAAAACUAUGGGCAUAAACGAUCUGCUUCAUUUCGAUUUCAUGGAUGCUCCGCCUGUAGAAUCUCUAAUAAUGGCGCUGGAACAGUUGCAUUCGUUAUCGGCCCUAGACGAUGAAGGACUGUUGACUAGAUUGGGUAGAAGGAUGGCGGAAUUCCCGCUGGAACCCAAUCUAUCAAAGAUGCUCAUAAUGUCGGUGGCGCUUCAAUGUUCCGACGAAAUUUUGACCAUAGUGAGCAUGCUGUCCGUCCAAAACGUAUUCUACCGGCCGAAAGACAAACAAGCGCUGGCCGAUCAAAAGAAGGCGAAAUUCAAUCAACCGGAAGGCGAUCAUUUGACGCUGUUGGCGGUGUACAACAGUUGGAAGAACAACAAAUUUUCGAACGCUUGGUGUUACGAAAAUUUCGUGCAAAUCAGAACGUUGAAGAGGGCGCAGGAUGUCAGGAAACAGUUGCUCGGUAUCAUGGACAGGCAUAAAUUGGACGUGGUGUCUGCCGAAAGAAAUACCGUCAGGGUGCAGAAGGCUAUUUGUUCAGGUUUCUUUAGGAACGCUGGGAAAAAGGAUCCUCAGGAAGGUUACAGGACUUUGGUGGACAGUCAAGUGGUAUACAUUCAUCCUUCUAGUGCUUUAUUCAAUCGGCAACCUGAAUGGGUGAUUUACCACGAAUUGGUCCAGACGACGAAGGAGUACAUGAGAGAAGUGACGACUAUCGAUCCGAAAUGGCUGGUUGAGUUCGCGCCUGCGUUCUUCAAGUUCUCCGAUCCUACGAAGUUGAGUAAAUUCAAAAAGAAUCAACGCUUGGAGCCUUUGUACAACAAAUACGAAGAGCCCAAUGCGUGGAGGAUAUCGAGAGUCAGGAGGAGAAGGAAUUAAACGUUUUUUGUACGUUUAUAUGUAUUAUUUUGUAUAUAAAAAGGUUUUUUUUUAUAGAAUGU